This is a messenger RNA of Babesia microti strain RI, 1062 nucleotides long. Its product is annotated as solute carrier family 39 (zinc transporter). Gene Ontology annotation, cellular component: membrane. The transcript is spliced from 3 exons. Gene Ontology annotation, biological process: zinc ion transmembrane transport. The record is from RefSeq and is a predicted model, not a curated record. Gene Ontology annotation, molecular function: zinc ion transmembrane transporter activity. Bases 1 to 1062 code for a protein of 353 amino acids. NCBI's taxonomy places the organism in Eukaryota, Apicomplexa, Aconoidasida, Piroplasmida, Babesiidae.
AUGGAUGGUUUGGGUGAACAUUCUGUGCCUAUUAUUGUAUCAAAGUUAUGUAGCGCCGUUGUAAUUGGACUUUUGGCGCUGGGUGGAUACUUAAUUCCUAAAUUCGUCUCCAAACGUAGCAGACUCUACCAUGAUACGGAUAAAUAUGAGAAGAUCAUUUGUUUAUUCAAUUGUUUUGGUGCUGGAUCCAUCAUGGGCAUGACCUUUUUUCACAUGAUGCCAGAGACCAUUCACUUAUGCAAACAUAGUGGCCUUUUUAUCCAGUUAAAUGACUCAAUAUUUAACAUGUGCUACCCAUUGAUUUUAUGUGGAGCUUCACUAGUACUAUUGGCGGAACAUGUUAUUGCUACUAGGGACUGUCAUCCCUGUCCCGAUUUCUCUAGUGGCGCCACGAAGCAUGAGGAAAGCACAACUACAGUAAAUACCGUCGACCAAAAUAAUAUCAUAGAUGGUUCAAAAUGUACCUCAAUCACUUGCCCAGGACAUGAAUUCACCACAAUAAACCCGCUUUAUGAAAUUGAUUGUCUUGAAGGAGGGAAGAUUGCGGAACCUGCCCCUAUGAGGGUUAACUUACUGGAGAGAAUCAGGAAUAUGUGCAAAUGCAGAGGGUUCUUUUUAGCUAUCGCUUUGGCAUUUCAUUCGAUAUUUGAAGGGGUGGCUCUGGGUUCAAGUGAUAGCCAUGCCCACGUAUGGUUGCUGUUUUUGGGUAUUGCUUCUCACAAAUGGGCAGCAGCCAUGGCACUUUCCAUAUCUUUGUGCAGUGGGAAUAACAAGAAAUCGACCAUUGUAACACUUGUAGCAAUAUUUUGUCUUGCUACGCCGCUGGGUAUAUUUAUAGGGAUGGGCGUUUCAAAAAUUGGUAACAUUUAUGCUGGAAUAAUGAAUGCAUUGGCAGUUGGAACGCUCAUUUACAUUGGUGCUGAAAUAAUUUCACAUGAGUUCAGCGCCACUGGCAUGGGACGCCUCUUCCCCCUAUACCAGUGGCUCACCACGAUCGCAGGAUCCUCGCUAAUGUUAGUUCUUGUCAUUAUUGACUUGUUGUACAUCCCUCACCAUCAUUAA